Eruca vesicaria subsp. sativa (arugula) is the source of this 777-nucleotide messenger RNA. Lineage: Eukaryota; Viridiplantae; Streptophyta; Magnoliopsida; Brassicales; Brassicaceae. The record is from the annotation of a GenBank genome assembly.
AUGAGAUCUGAGAGUGUUCUGCCUGAUGAGAUCACAUUUCUUGGUCUGUUAAACGCUUGCAGCCACAGAGGUUUAGUGGAAGAAGGGCGUGAGUACUUCUCACGGAUGGUUAACGAGUUCAGGAUUGUUCCGAGUGUUAAGCACUAUGGUUCUAUGGUGGAUCUUCUUGGUAGAGCUGGACUUUAUAAUGAUUUGAAGCUAGCUGAGAAGGUUAGUGAAAGGAUCUUUGAGGUAGAUGACUCACACGGUGGCGGUGGCGAUUACGUGAUCUUAUCAAACCUAUACGGUAGAAACAAGAAAUGGGAAAGUGUAGAUUCUUUGAGAAAGGUGAUGAAAGAUCGAAAAGCGGUGAAAGUUCCAGGGUGCAGCUCUAUAGAGGUUAAGAACGUGGUUCAUGAGUUUUUCUCAGGGGCUGGUGUGAAUGUGAAGUCUAAUACACCCACAAAGCUUCACAGAGCAUUAGAUGAAAUGGUGAGAGAGCUAAAGCUUGUAGGGUAUGUUCCUGAUACGUCGAUGGUGGUUCAUGCGGAUAUGAAUGAUCAUGAAAAGGAGAUUACGGUUAGGUAUCAUAGUGAAAAGCUUGCGAUUGCGUUUGGAGUGUUGAAUACUCCUCCAGGGACGACGAUUCGGGUUGUGAAGAAUCUGAGGGUGUGUAGAGAUUUCCACAAUGCUGCUAAGUUGAUAUCUGUUGUGUUUGGUAGGAGAGUUGCUCUUAAAGAUGUUCAGAGGUUUCAUCAUUUUGAAGAUGGUAAUUGUUCUUGUGGGGAUUUUUGGUGA